Messenger RNA from Naegleria fowleri, 1512 nucleotides. RefSeq lists its product as uncharacterized. Gene Ontology annotation, molecular function: poly(ADP-ribose) glycohydrolase activity. The transcript has 2 exons. Gene Ontology annotation, cellular component: cytoplasm; nucleus. Bases 1 to 1512 code for a protein of 503 amino acids. NCBI's taxonomy places the organism in Eukaryota, Heterolobosea, Eutetramitea, Acrasida, Naegleriidae. Gene Ontology annotation, biological process: ATP generation from poly-ADP-D-ribose; nucleotide-sugar metabolic process; regulation of DNA repair. The record is from RefSeq and is a predicted model, not a curated record.
AUGACUUCAUCAACCGACUCUCAACAACAAGCAACUACCACCACCACCAAUUCAACACUAUUAAUAACAACAGCCAAUGAUGGAGAUUCUCUCAAUGCUUCAGGCGGAGAACCACAUACUCCUUUGGAUUUUAUUCCUCAUGUUCCUUUCAAAUAUCACUUCUUUUUGAAGGGAACUGAAAUUAGCAGAGCCAUCCUAGAAGGCAUUGAAGAAAUGGAGGAAUUUGAAGAAUUGCAAGACAUUCUGCACUUGUUCCAAAAUGAUCCAUCCAAAAAGAGAUUUGGUUUUCCUGGUCUCGAGGCAGCCAUUGAUAUCUUCUCGGAAUACAUUCGCAGUAGAAAUGAGGAGGGAGAAAUUUCAAAGAAUUUUGACUUUUAUCGGCAUUUAUUGCCAAAAAUUGCUCACUUUGCAUUGGAAGUUCCAGAAAAUGAGCUGAUCGAAAAGCUUCCUCUCAUGCAAAUGAAUCAGUCUGUCUCUCUCUCAAUUCCACCAAAAUAUGUGAGAUGUAUUCUAGCGAAUGCAUUCUUUUUGAACAUCUCUUCGGAAAUUCACAAUCAUUUCCAAAAAGAGAAGGAAAAAGAUUAUGGCGUUUUGGAUUUCAAUAGAUUGUAUGUUUGUCGUUUGGACGAAGCUGUUGAAAGAAUUAUUUGCCAGCUCAGUUAUUUCUAUCAACAAGCAUUUUAUGGAGACAAGUUAUGCGAUCAACGAGAAGAUAUUGUCUUUACCCGAUACAAUUUGCUUCCUGAAGACGAACCCAAUUGGUUGGAAAUGAAAGAUAUUGACUUUUCCGAUGAGGAAGCCACAAAGAAUAUGAUUCGCGUGCACUGUGGUCGUAUGGAAGAUAUUCCAUGUCGUGGAUUUGUGGACUUUGCCAACCGAUUCAUUCAUAUUGGUUCCAUUAUUCCAUCCCUCACUCAGGAAGAAGUUCUGUUCAGCUGCUGUCCUGAAAGUUUCUUGACACUUCUCAUUUGUGAGUCUCUUUCAGACUCUGAGAUUAUCAUUAUGAAAAACAUUAUUCGUUAUAGCGAGUAUACAGGAUACUUGAACACAUUUAAAUUUACAGGACUUUUCGAGCCACGAGGCCAUACCAUUGAUAUAAUAAUUAUGGAUGCCAUCCCUAAAAGACACUUUGCACCUGAAAUGAUAAAACGUGACCUCAACAAGGCCUACUUGGGAUUUAAGAACAUGAACUAUACGGACAUUACUACAGGUAAUUGGGGAUGUGGUGCCUUUGGUGGAGACAUUACAUUGAAAUUAACUCAACAGAGCUGUGCAGCAAGAGUAACCAACUCGGUACUUCACUAUUCGACUUUCAAGAAUGAAGUCUUGAAGAAGGAGAUGGAGGAUAUCUUGCAUAAAUUUACGACCACCAAAAUUUCAAUUAGUGAGUUAUACUACAUUAUGAUUACAUAUCACGAGUACAGAGCUCUUAACUCCAAGGCUCAGUUCAAGGAUUAUCUUUUGCAAGAAUUAGAAAGAAAACGACUCGACCAAUCCCAAAAGCAAGAAUAA